This is a messenger RNA of Penaeus chinensis, 555 nucleotides long. RefSeq lists its product as uncharacterized. NCBI's taxonomy places the organism in Eukaryota, Metazoa, Arthropoda, Malacostraca, Decapoda, Penaeidae. The record is from RefSeq and is a predicted model, not a curated record. The transcript has 3 exons. Bases 1 to 555 code for a protein of 184 amino acids.
AUGUUAAAGGCUGAUAAUGAACUAAUGGCUGUCCUGGAUGCCAUCUGGCAGAAUGCUAAGGUUCUCGCUCACAUCUUUCUGAGAUGUAUUAGAGAUCAACUACUAAGGCACCAGGGGCUGGAGAAAUCUGGAUUUACUCCUGGCAAGUCUACAAUAGACUUGCAUCGUGAAUCACUCUGGGAGAUCCUGAGACUAAGGGGAAUCCAAAUAAGAAUUAUUGGAUUAUUAGCAAGGCUGUAUAUUGGUACUGAAAGUGCUGUAAAUUUUGAUAAUGGCCUCUCGAGCUUCUUCACUAUUAGUUCAAGAGUGAAGCAAGGCUAUGUUUUUGCACUUACACUUUUCAGCACCUGCAUGGACUGGAUACUAGGCAAAGCUACUGUCCGAAGUCAUUGUGGAGCACCACUGGUCGAUAUCAAAGAUACCGACCUUGACUCUGUUAAGGAUGUUGCUACUCUGUUUGAGUCUUUGGAAACCCUAGUGGCGGCUCUAUAUGCAUUUAGUAUUAAAGCAAAGCCCCUGGGUCUAGAGAUCUCCUGGACCAAAACCAGGAUCUAG